This is a messenger RNA of Racocetra fulgida, 1314 nucleotides long. The record is from the annotation of a GenBank genome assembly. Lineage: Eukaryota; Fungi; Glomeromycota; Glomeromycetes; Diversisporales; Gigasporaceae.
AUGCCACCACCAUUAGGAGAACAUGUAACUCAUAUAUUAUUAGCAGAAUUCGAUAUCGAUAAAGGUUCUUCUCUUGCACAUCAAUAUCCUGAGCCCACCGAUCCAUCAAUAGAAUGUCUUGCAUCUCUCUAUCAAGCUGUUAAUUCAAUGGAUUGUAAGUUGAUGCCAAUAUUUAAUGCACAUGAAAAAGCUAUUUUACGUGCAUCAGAGAACAAAGAUAUGUUUGAAGAAAAAUUUGUAGCAUAUGAAAACAGCAGAAAACAUAUUCAAGAAGGUUCUACAAUCUCGUUGAACGAACAAUUAUCUGACGAUAGUUCAGGUAAAGGGUUAGGAAUUAUUAAUGAAAAUAGUGAAAGUUUUGGGAGUGGUGAUUAUGUUAUUGUUAGUGAAGAGGAGAGAGAAAAAUUGAAGCGAGGAACCUACAUUGAUUUGGCUCCAAAUUUGAGUAAAAAUAAGGAUAGACAUUUCUUUGAGACAAAAGUCGUGUAUAAUGGAAUUAAGCUGCCUAUAAGAGUGCCGUUAACCGUUAAUCCUGAAGAAGUCGGUGAUGUAAUUGCUGAUUAUGUGUUAUCUGCAUGUGCUAUGGGAAGUGGAAGUGGUGGUGUUUUAAGAGGGUUUACGGAACGUGCAUUUCCAUACACCAAUUUAACAAAUGUUGAUGAUUUACUAAAAGUAAUUUUUGAGGAUCAUAGUACAUGGUGGGAUGUCCUAUGCAAUAUUGACACUGGAAAAAUUAUUGUUAGUAAGGAUAUUGCAACUCCUUCAUAUGGAACUAAACCAGAUGAAAAGCAUGAAGAAGGUAUGAGAUCUCCUUCGAGCAAGACUGAAUCUUGGGGGCGAGAAAAAUGGGACACUACUGAUAAUGAAUUUAUGGCUGAAGUAAUGCAUGCAAUUCAACAUCAUUACGGUGAAACAGCGAUACGUGGUAAAUUUCAAGAAUAUGUUCAACGUUUCGUACGGUUAACAGCUUUAUAUGAAGUGGAGACUUUUGGUUCAACUAAAAUCGGAAUGAUGCCAGAGGAUACGGAUUUUCCAGGAAUUCUCGGUACUGGACUAGCAUUUCAGGAUGAAAAUUCAAAACAUAGGGAACUUGCUGCUAACAUUAAUAGGAUUGAAGGAUGGAGGCAGACCAUUAGUUACAAGUAUUAUCAGUUGGAUUUCCAAAAUUAUUUGAAAACACGAAACAUAAAAUCUUUUGAUGUACAUCAUCAAGUAUCAAAAUUAAAAAUGUUAAAAAAUAUGCCUGAACAAGAAGUUGAAACUUUAUUUAAAGCCUUUGUUAAUAGCGUUUCCACUGAUGAACAAAUUAUUGAG